AUGUCUGCUGCAGGAGCCGACGCAUGUCCAGUCGACCACGAAACUCGCCAGGCAUGGCUGGACCACGCCAAAAAGGCAAAAUCACAAGAUCUUCCAGCACCUCCGCCACAAGCAACUCCAUCGCCGCCGAUACCCACCAGCACACCUCCUCAUGACCUCCGCCAGAACAUGGCCAUGAUGUCGCCAGCACAGCGGGGUGCUCUCGACACCUUCCGCGAGAUCUCGACCAUUCCGAGAGCCCUAUCCGCCGAAGGUCAUGACGCUGCCACCAACACUCACAGUCCCGCAAACAACGAGCAAGAGUCUGGAGUCGAUGAGAAGAGUGGAAACUGGGUCUAUCCUUCCGAGGAAAUGUUCUUCAACGCCAUGAAGCGCAAGAACUACGAUCCUGACGCUGCCGACAUGCGCACCAUUGUACCAAUCCACAACGCCGUCAACGAGCAGGCUUGGAAGGAGAUCAAGGCUUGGGAGAAGGGCAGAGGCUCUGAAGCAUGUGGUGGUCCUCGCCUUGUUUCCUUCAUGGGUCAGUCCAAGGAACUGACUCCUCGAGCACGCUUCAACUCCCUCCUGGGUUACUCCAAACCCUUCGACAGACACGACUGGAUCGUCGAUCGUUGCGGUACUCACAUUGACUAUGUCAUUGACUUUUAUGCUGGCAAGAAUGAGGGCAAGCCUGGCAAAUCUCUCAACUUCUAUCUUGAUGUCCGUCCCAAACUCAACAGCUGGGAAGGCAUCAAGAUGCGAUUCGAAAAGUUCUGGGGUCUGUGA
This is a messenger RNA of Aureobasidium melanogenum CBS 110374, 768 nucleotides long. RefSeq names its product cytochrome c and c1 heme-lyase. Gene Ontology annotation, cellular component: mitochondrion. Gene Ontology annotation, molecular function: holocytochrome-c synthase activity. The record is from RefSeq and is a predicted model, not a curated record. The coding region runs from base 1 to 768 and encodes 255 amino acids. The transcript has 3 exons. Lineage: Eukaryota; Fungi; Ascomycota; Dothideomycetes; Dothideales; Saccotheciaceae. Gene Ontology annotation, biological process: cytochrome c-heme linkage.